CAUCAUUCUCUAGAAAUACACCAACAUUCUAAUUCCUUCUUCGUCUUUCCACAAUGCCAACACCACAACCGAACCGAGCCAGGGCGUUAUGGCGCACCGUCUUGGCCUCCGCCUUCCGCACCGCCUUGGCCUGCUCCAUAGUAGGCAUCGCCACCUUGUACGGCCCAGUUUCCUUCCAGAAUCAAGUGGCAUUCCCUGCAUUUUCCUAUGUGACAGUCAUCUUAGUUGUCACGGACGCCACGUUGGGUGACACUCUGCAUAGCUGCUGGCUGGCUCUUUAUGCCUCCGUACAGAGCCUUGGACCUGCCAUGUUGAGCCUGUGGUUGAUUGGACCGGCAAAGCUCACUAAUGGAACCACGGCCCUUGCGGUGGCAUUGGCGGGGAUGAUAGUGGUGUUGCCGGAAUCAACUCACAUGAUAGCCAAGCGAAUAGCGUUGGGCCAAAUCGUUAUCGUCUAUGUCAUCGGUUUUAUCAAUGGCGGCCAAACUCAACCGAUCAUGCAUACUGUGCAUGUUGCUGCAAGCACGGCGGUCGGAGUUUUGGCUUGCGUUUUAGCCUUAUUACUUCCUUACCCAAGAUUGGCUUGUUUCGAGGCCAAGAAAAGCUGCAACCUACUGGUGGAGAACAGCUCGGAGAGGCUGAAGCUUUUGGUGAAGGCAUUUUGCGCGGAGGAAAAAGCCGCGGCGUCUGGUUUCCUUUCUCAAGCAAAGCUAUUGAACGCCGCCGCAAACAAGCUUCAUCAAAGCAUAAAACGCUUCCAAGGAAGCAUGAAAUGGGAGAAGCUUCCGUUCAAGUUUUUGAGACGCUAUUACAUGAACUCAGGGGAGAAAUUGCAGGAAAUAGAGAUGGGUUUAAGAGGAAUGGAAAUUGCUUUGGAGAGUAUUCCUUCAUUUCCAGUGGGAUUAAUGGUGGAUGGCGGACAAGUCAAAGAUGGUUUACUUAAGCUAGAAGAUCACAUUAGCUUAACCCUAAAACAGGUCAAGAGUUUCAUCCAUGGUGAUUCCGUCACUGUUCCUGAAUCAAAUGCUGAAGAUGCCAUGAAGUUCCUCCAAACACUUCAAGCAGUCCCAAGAACCCACCAGGAUUUACCCACAUUUUUCUUCUUGUUCUGCAUGAAACUCCUUCACAGCAAGUCGUUGCCGAAGCCGACGAAUAAAACUCCGGUGAAGCCAGAUCCUUUUUCGUCGGAAACAAUUGGUUUCUCCUUCAUGGAGGUUUGGAGCAGCUGUGGAUUUAAGAGAGAAAGGAUCAAGCCUGCUGUCAAGUUCUCGCUUUCUCUAGGGCUUGCGGUUCUAUUCGGGUUGAUGUACAGUAAGCCGAAUGGAUUCUGGUCGGGACUCCCUGUUGCUAUCAGCUUCGCCACCGCGAGAGAGGCGACAUUUAAGGUGGCAAAUGUUAAGGCACAAGGUACUGCCUUGGGGACAGUAUAUGGAGUUAUAGGGUGCUUUCUUUUCGAAAGGUUCUUGCCAAUAAGGUUCUUGUCUCUUCUUCCUUGGUUCAUCUUCACAACUUUCCUACGUCAAAGCAAGAUGUACGGUCAAGCCGGUGGAAUAUCCGCCGUGGUCGGAGCCGUACUGAUACUGGGAAGGAAAAACUUUGGUCCACCAAGUGAUUUUGCCAUCGCAAGAAUCGUCGAAACAUUCAUCGGUUUAUCUUGUUCGAUUGCGGUGGAGCUUCUUUUCCAGCCCAAAAGAGCUUCAGCUCUGGCCAAAAUCGAGCUCUCGAAAAGCCUGGAGACAUUGCAUGAAUGCAUCAGCAACAUUUGUCUCGAACCCAUUGAAGCCAACCAUGUCGAGAAUCAGAAACAGUUGAAAUUUCAUGUGAAUCAGUUAGGUAAAUUCAUUGGAGAAGCUGAUGUGGAGCCCAAUUUCUGGUUUUUGCCUUUUCAUAGUGCUUGCUACGGUAAGCUUUUGGGGUCAUUGUCAAAGAUGGUGGAUCUCCUGCUAUUCGGUGCUCAUGCAAUAGGAUUCCUCAAACAAGACUCACAAAAACUCGAAAUUCCAUGGAAGGGAACCGUAAAUAAAUUUGACGAUGACCUUAAGCUCUUCAAAGAGUCAAUUGGGUCAUUAAUAAAACAUCUUUCCAAGAUUCCAUCGAUCAAAUCCAUCCCUAUACUCGACAAGGAGCUUGAAAAUAACAACAUUUCUUACGAUAUCGAGAUCGGAAAAUCACCAUACCUGAAACUUUUCAGGGUUUCUGAUUCAGAUGAAGAUGAAAUGGACAAGGUUUUGAAUUCAUUUCUUCAACAUUCAAAUGAAGCUAUUGACGUGAUGCAAGGCAUUGAAGGUGAGAAUGAGAUUAAGAGCCAGAUGGUAUUAAGUUUGAGUGCCCUGGGGUAUUGCAUUAAAGCUUUAACAACGGAAACAAGGAGAAUUGAAGAAGGAAUAAGGGAACUUGUUCAGUGGGAGAAUCCUUCAAGUCGUGUAAACUUGCAUGAAAUCUCAUGUAAAAUACAUGCUUUAUGCGGUUAA
Molecule: messenger RNA, 2471 nt
Organism: Hibiscus syriacus
Lineage: Eukaryota; Viridiplantae; Streptophyta; Magnoliopsida; Malvales; Malvaceae
Exons: 3
Coding region: 54-2471 (805 amino acids)
Biological process (GO): transmembrane transport
Cellular component (GO): plasma membrane
Molecular function (GO): transmembrane transporter activity
Source: RefSeq, a predicted model, not a curated record